Schistocerca piceifrons (Central American locust) is the source of this 888-nucleotide messenger RNA. Its product is annotated as alpha-protein kinase 1-like. The record is from RefSeq and is a predicted model, not a curated record. The coding region runs from base 127 to 888 and encodes 253 amino acids. The transcript has 5 exons. NCBI's taxonomy places the organism in Eukaryota, Metazoa, Arthropoda, Insecta, Orthoptera, Acrididae.
GCUGGCUCAGCUGAUGGAAAGCAACAAAGUACUUACCAAAUACAGGCCAUGGAACUUGAGCUUCUGGGCAAUAUCUAAUCUCCAAACGGUUUUGAUUUUAACCGUGCAGAUUAGCUUCUCUUGAAAAUGUCAUGGAGAUGGCAAGUUAACAACCCUCAGCAAAUUGCUACACUAUUAACCCUUCAGCAGCAGCAGCAGCAGCAGCAGCAGCGACAACAACAGCAGCAACAACUACCAAUUCGGUGGGUACAUGAAUAUCAACAUCAACUCCCACAGACACAGUUACAUCAGCGGCAGCACCAUCAACAGCUGCAACAUGAUGUCCAGCAACACCAUCAGCAGCAGUUGCAGUAUCCAUUGCAAAGAAGAGUUCCAUCGCCGUGGCUAGAUGUGUCCUCUUCAUUCGCAUGUGCUGCACAAAGAGAACUAUAUGAAGAUACGCUCCCAGCUAGAAAUACGAGGAGGACGACACAUAAUGAUAACAGACAUAGUGUUCUGUAUCAUGAAGGAAAAGGAAAUGACUUUCCAUUUCAUGAAACAAGAACUGAAGUAUUUCAUCCUGGUCAUAGAAACAGAAGAUUAUUAAAUGAGGUGUAUGAGGCACAAAGUGGACUGUACAAUGAGGUUUUGCCCACAAGAAAUGUCCAACCGGCAACAGACACUGAUUACAGACAUAAUGGUCUGUAUUACAAAAAAUUGCAAAAUAGAUUUCCAUAUCAUGAUGAUAGGUCAGAAAUUUUUCUCACUGAAGAAAAACAGAGAAGAUUUUUGGAUGAGGUGUACAGGAAAGUGUUUCGAGAGUGUGACAGAGGAAUCAAAAUGCAGAUAUUGGCACAUGUGAAUAGUUUUGCUGAUAAAGAUACUCAGGUUGGUUAUUUACAUGUCUAA